UCCCUCCUUUAUUAUAGUAUUAUUAUUCCAUUAGCUCCGUCGCCAACUCAAACCCCAUUUCUCCAUACCGUUCAACAUCACUACAUAUCACAAGAUCUAUCAGAAGAUCAAGUUGAGCCUAGGUUGAUGAGGACAUUUCUGAUUGAUAACGAAGAUUGCUCUGCAAUCAACCGAAAACGCUCACUUGAGAGUGGCAGUUGUGAUGGCGUAGAUGUGUCGUGCAAUUGCGAGCGCUUAACAGUUGAUCAGGUUCCCCAACCUCACAUUCCACAGCUAAAAUAUAAGAAACUUGGAAGUGAGAGAGGGGUCAGUACACUAGAGUUGCCUGGUAGAUCAGCACCAGCUGGUGCAACAUGCAAAGUGAGAGAACAACUGGUUUCUUAUGGUGAAGAGGUUGUUGACCGAACAGAGAAGCGAACUGAAAGAAAAACAGAGAUGAGGCCGCCAAAAGUGAUUAGAGAGGCUGUAUUAGGAAGAAUGGAGGCUGAUGAUUUUCCUCGGGAAAUGAACUUCAGUGGUGAGAAUAGGCAGGUUUCAUCACAUAACCCUUGGAUGGAUUCUCGUCCUUCACAAACUUCUGGAAGACUAGAUUGUGUUUCCUCUUCUGGAUGUGAUUUUUCACGCAAUGGAAAGGAUAAUGUGGAACGUGCAGCUUUGGUGGACACAAUGCUUAUUCAGAAGGAGAUUCAUAAUCCUAAGAAGACUUCUGGAGGACUAGAUCGCAUUACCUCUUCUGGAUGUGAGAUGUGGAAUGGGAUGUAUACAGAAAAAGAAGGAACUGUGGUGGAGAUGAUACAUAUGGAUAAUGAUGGGAAGGAGGUAGGGGUGAAGGUUGAUAAAGGUGCAUUAAGAGUAGCAAAAAGUGUAGCAAAAGAUAAGGUAGUUUCUAGACAUGACGAGUUGAAGCUGGCUGCACAUGCAAGUGAGAAAAUAAUGGAAGUUCAAGAGGAACCUGCUGGAAAAAUUAGUUAUGGCUCUAGUGGAAUUUGUAAGAUCUCUCUUGCAUGCAGAAAUGAGAAUGAUAAGAGCAAUAUGCCGUGCAACUACAAGGAAACUGAUCAAAACAGUUUACCAGAAAACUAUCAGGCAGAUCGCUGUCAGGAUCAGGUGAGGAAGGUGCUGGAUCUAUAUAAAGAUACACUAGAAAGGGUUCGGAAAGACGACAAAGUGAAGACAAAUGGAAAAAGAAAGAUUGGUAUGCAGAUCUAUGUAGAUGCAGCAAUGCAACUGAAAGAUCACAAGAAAUGGCUUAAUGUUGAUAAAUGUGUCGGAGCUCUGCCUGGUAUUGAAAUUGGGGACCAAUUUCAAUCAAGAGCUGAACUUGUAAUUGUUGGCCUACACAGCAAGUUCUUGGCUGGUAUAGAUUAUAAAAAUAUAGGUGGAAAAAUUUGUGCCACCAGUAUUGUUACCUCUGGUCGGCAUGGUGAUAAAAAUCAUUCCUCUGAUGUCUUGAUUUAUGGGGGGGAAGGUGGUAAACCAAAUCCCAGUUCUGGGAAACCUGAAGACCAGAAAUUAGUUCGAGGUAACCUUGCACUAAAGAAUAGCAUUAAUGAUGUUCCAGUGAGGGUUAUUAGAGGAAUGCAGAAUAUGAAAGCGCCAAAAUCGACGCUUGCAGAUUCCGUGAACAAAUCAAAAUUUGUUUAUGACGGGCUAUACUUUGUCAGAAAGUGUUGGCCAGAGCGCGAGCAUUGUGGAAAUUUGGUAUACAAGUUUCAGUUGGAAAGAAUCCAGGGACAGCAGGAGCUUCCUAGGUGGAAUACACAGAACACAUCGAGAAAAUUUAACAAAGCAACACAAGGUCCUGUAGUUAUUCUUGAUAUUUCCAAUGGGGAAGAAAACAUGCCAGUUCGCGUGGUAAAUGCAAUAGAUGGUCAGAAACCCCCAGCUUUCAAGUACACAACGAAGAUGGCGUACCACUCUCAGCAGUGUGUUGACACUAAGUCUAGUGGCUGUGAUUGCCUUAAUGGAUGCUCGAAAGAAAUCCUAUGUUCUUGCAUCGACAAGAGUGAUGGAAAGGUUUCGAUAAACAACAGUGUUUCUAUUGUCAAAAAGGAUCCUGUUGUUUACGAGUGUGGUCCUUGUUGCAAAUGUCCCCCUGAUUGCAAAAACCGAAUGAGCCAACAUGGUAUAAAACUCCAGCUAGAGAUCUUCAAGACUAUACCCACAGGCUGGGGUGUUAGAUCAAGAAAUUUUAUCUCAGAAGGGAGGUUCAUCUGUGAGUAUGUUGGAGAGUUGCUUCAGUACAAGGAAGAGGAGGGAAGAAUUGAUUUCGACGAAUCAGCAGUUGAUGCUGGAAAUUCUAAUGAUGCAAAAACUGCGAUGUUUGGGAAUGUGGCAAAAUUUAUAAGGCAUAGCUGUUCUCCUAAUCUAUAUGCUAAGUGUGCUCUAUUUGAUCACGAAGACAUGAGAAGGCCGCAUGUAAUGCUGUUUGCUGCUAGGAACAUACCUCCGAGGAAGGAGCUCACUUUUGACUACAAGCUGCCUUGAACAAGUAAUACAACAGCUCCUCAGCAAAGCCUCUAUGUUAGCUUAAAUGAUAGCGGCCUCUGAUUUACAUCCAGCUACUAUCAUAUUUCAAAGAAUUUCAUAUUAGUCACAUGUAUUGCAUAUUUUAUGAGUAUGAAAACUCGAUUUGCAUUCAAAAUUUAUUCAUAAGUAAACUGUAUUUAAGUGGCAUAACAAUAUAUGUGUUAUAGACUUAUAGUUAUGGGAGUUAAGGGCCUUAGUAUGUGGUAUCGCCGU
Molecule: messenger RNA, 2742 nt
Organism: Daucus carota subsp. sativus
Lineage: Eukaryota; Viridiplantae; Streptophyta; Magnoliopsida; Apiales; Apiaceae
Product: histone-lysine N-methyltransferase, H3 lysine-9 specific SUVH5
Exons: 2
Coding region: 127-2487 (786 amino acids)
Cellular component (GO): nucleus
Molecular function (GO): zinc ion binding; histone methyltransferase activity; protein binding
Source: RefSeq, a predicted model, not a curated record